This is a messenger RNA of Adineta steineri, 375 nucleotides long. The record is from the annotation of a GenBank genome assembly. Lineage: Eukaryota; Metazoa; Rotifera; Eurotatoria; Adinetida; Adinetidae.
AUGCCUGAUACUUCAUUAUCGAAAACAACUCUUCCAGAAAAUUAUCAACAUAAACAUUUAAUUCAUUUACAUGUAACUAUGAAUACAUGUAAUAAAUUAGAUGAUUUAUAUCCAUUAUUAUCUCAUUUACCAUGUUUACGCUAUCUUUAUAUAGCAUGUGAUAGUUUAACCUUGUAUGAUUUUGAAAAACUUGCAUUAGAACUUAGUACACGUGUACCAUGGUUACAACGAUUCUCUUGUUCAUUUAAACAAACAUAUAUUAAAGAUAUAAAACAAUUACAUCGUAUGAAUCCAUUAUUUCGUCAUAUGAGAUGUAAAAAAGUAGAAUGGAGUGGUGGAUGGCAUUAUUAUUGUGUGACAACUGAAAAUAUCUAA